Molecule: messenger RNA, 2329 nt
Organism: Momordica charantia (bitter melon)
Lineage: Eukaryota; Viridiplantae; Streptophyta; Magnoliopsida; Cucurbitales; Cucurbitaceae
Gene: ABCF1
Product: ABC transporter family protein
Molecular function (GO): ATP binding; ATP hydrolysis activity
Source: RefSeq, a predicted model, not a curated record
UUGAGAUCACAGAACCUGGAACCCUCGAUCCGCAUCGCAUAGGCGUCGCAGGUCUGAUAAAAAGCGCACAAGGAAACCGCCGUGAGAGAAGAAGACGACUUGUUCUAGCCCUAGAUCUGCUUCUUCUCACUCACCCGCUCAUAUACCCUGCCUGAUCUCCUUUCUCCGUUUCCACAGGGUUAAGGAUGGUUUCCGACGCCAGCAAGAAAAAAGCGGCUCAGAAGAAGGCGGCUGCCGCGGCCAAGCGAGGAGGAAAAGCAGCGGCGGCUGCUUCAUCGAAGGCAGCAUCGGCCAAUUCGCAGAAUGGAGUUGAUAAGUUGGCGAAUGGAGUCGAAGCUCUUCAUUUAUCUGAUCGGACUUGUACUGGUGUGCUUUGCUCCCAUCCUCUCUCCAGGGACAUCAGAUUGGAAUCUUUAUCAGUUACUUUUCAUGGACAUGACCUUAUUGUUGAUUCUGAGCUGGAGCUGAAUUAUGGCAGACGUUAUGGUUUGCUUGGAUUAAAUGGAUGUGGGAAAUCUACACUUCUUGCGGCAAUAGGAUCUCGAGAGCUUCCUAUUCCAGAACACAUGGAUAUAUAUCACCUUACACGAGAGAUUGAAGCUUCUGACAUGUCUUCACUUGAAGCUGUUAUAAGUUGUGAUGAGGAGAGGUUGAAGUUGGAGAAGGAGGCAGAAACCUUGGCUGCUCAAGAUGAUGGAGGAGGAGAACAGCUUGAUCGUGUCUAUGAACGUUUAGAAGCUCUGGAUGCAUCAACUGCAGAAAAACGUGCUGCUGAAAUCCUGUAUGGACUUGGUUUUAACAAGCAGAUGCAAGCGAAGAAAACGCGAGACUUUUCUGGUGGUUGGAGGAUGAGGAUUGCCUUAGCACGUGCGUUAUUCAUGAAACCCACCAUCCUUCUGCUGGAUGAACCCACUAAUCAUCUAGAUCUAGAAGCUUGUGUCUGGCUAGAAGAAAACUUGAAGAAUUUUGACCGCAUCCUGGUAGUGGUUUCACAUUCCCAGGACUUUCUGAACGGUGUAUGCACAAACAUUAUCCACAUGCAGAACAGAAAACUAAAGAUCUACACGGGUAACUAUGAUCAAUAUGUUCAGACCCGUUCUGAACUGGAAGAAAAUCAGAUGAAAAUGUACAAGUGGGAGCAGGAUCAAAUUGCUUCCAUGAAAGAGUAUAUUGCUAGAUUUGGGCAUGGGUCAGCAAAACUAGCUCGGCAGGCACAGAGCAAAGAGAAAACACUGGCAAAAAUGGAGAGGGGUGGGCUUACAGAAAAGGUGGUGAGGGACAAGGUUCUUGUCUUCCGCUUUGUUGAUGUUGGAAAGCUUCCCCCUCCUGUUCUUCAGUUUGUGGAAGUAACGUUUGGUUAUACCCCUGAUAAUCUCAUCUACAAGAACCUUGAUUUUGGAGUUGACUUGGACUCUCGAAUAGCUCUGGUUGGACCCAAUGGUGCUGGAAAGAGUACCCUGUUGAAGCUGAUGACGGGGGACCUGGUUCCUCUUGAUGGCAUGGUCCGGCGACAUAAUCAUCUGAGAAUUGCCCAGUUUCAUCAACAUUUAGCUGAGAAACUAGAUAUGGAAUUGCCUGCUCUCCAAUUUAUGAUGAAAGAGUAUCCAGGAAAUGAGGAAGAGAAGAUGAGGGCAGCAAUUGGGAAGUUUGGGCUCUCGGGUAAAGCUCAAGUGAUGCCAAUGAAGAAUUUGUCUGAUGGGCAGAGGAGCCGUGUUAUAUUUGCCUGGUUAGCAUGGAGGCAACCCCACUUAUUAUUGCUUGAUGAGCCCACUAAUCAUUUAGAUAUAGAGACAAUUGACUCGUUGGCGGAGGCACUGAAUGAGUGGGACGGAGGAAUGGUUCUUGUCAGCCACGACUUUAGGCUUAUAAACCAAGUCGCCCAGGAGAUAUGGGUGUGUGAGAACCAAGCUGUAACCAGGUGGGAGGGUGACAUCAUGGACUUCAAGCAACAUUUGAAGGCGAAGGCUGGGUUAGCUGAUUAAACUGUAAAAUCGUGAGUUAAUACUAUUGAAAGAACUGUGGCGUAGUCAUCGGCUUCUUGUCUCGACAUACGCCGCAGGUCGGCCAGCAUGUUCGUGAUGGUACCAACAAUCAAAACGUCUGAACACUUGAUGGGCUUGGUUAUUGUUUCGAGCCAGCAAUUUUAAUGGGCCUAGUAGGUAAUGUUUUUGUUUAAUCAUUCAUGUAUCCUAUAUCUUUUAGUUGGUUUUUUAACCAACUAGAUAGAGCCACUGAUAUUCUUAGACACUAUGCAAGCAACUACGAACAAAAGUCAUCUUAUAUUUUUUUUUGGUUUUUAUUGAAUGAAAUAUAUUGAUCUUAUGCGAUA